Colletes gigas is the source of this 967-nucleotide messenger RNA. Its product is annotated as BLOC-1-related complex subunit 8 homolog. Lineage: Eukaryota; Metazoa; Arthropoda; Insecta; Hymenoptera; Colletidae. The transcript has 2 exons. Gene Ontology annotation, cellular component: BORC complex. The record is from RefSeq and is a predicted model, not a curated record. Bases 320 to 832 code for a protein of 170 amino acids.
AACACCGUCCUGCGUCGAUUAACUUCCGGUAAUCUUUUAAUAAAAUGGCGGUGAAAACAAAUCGAUACCUCGGUAAAUGUUUAUACAAACUCGACUGAUACGAAUGGAAACGUUUAACAAAGUUUUGCACGAUACUACGCAUCGUGAACAUUAACGAAAAUAUAUAAUUCGCAUAAAGUGUUUUAAAUAUAUUACAACACCAGCAACAAGCAUUACCUUAUUCAUUGAGGGUUAUACUAAAUUAUUUUGAAAUUUCAAGUAUUAUUUGUACUAUAUAAAUUUGAUAAUCAACACUGUUAUUAUUAUAAUAUUCUAAACAAUGGCUGCAAAAGUAUAUCAGCCGGAUCAAGAGUUAGAAACAAAGGUUAAAAAAGCAACUGAACGCAUAUCUGAGAAUAUGCACAUAGUUGCGAACGAGCCGUCUCUUGCGUUCUAUAGACUUCAAGAACACGUGAGGAAAGCGUUGCCUCCUAUGGUGGAGAAACGGGUGGAAGUGUUAACGCUUCAACAGCAGCUUUUGGGUAGAUGUUACGACGUAGAAUAUGCUGUCAGUGCUAUUAAAACGAUGCACGGAGCUGGAAAAAGUUUUGAGAAUACACUAGAAUUCAUAAAGAAUGCGAUAUUCUUCAAACAACAAUUAAAAUACGAGGAACAACGUAGACAUAAGAAAGAUGCGAACAGAGAUUCCGUAUACAAACGAUUGUCCGCACAUAUUCCCACUUUAGAUCAUUUGCCGGAUGAAAUAUCCGAUGUAGUGAGAGAAACAGCAAACAGAGUAGAGUCUAUGAUGAACCAUGCUAGGCAUUCCGCAGAAAUACAAAAAACAAAUUGAAAUUGAAUAUAGAAGCUGAUACUUUACAUUUAAAAUAUAAUAUUAAAAGAUAUGGAUGUUGAUAUUAUAAAUGAUGGUAAUUAAUUGACUUGCAAUCAAGAAAUUGUGUAAAUAAACACAUUAUAUGAAACAUUA